UGUCAGGGCGGGAGGAUCCGUGAGCCUGAGCAGCACGCAGUGGCCCGCGCGGCAAAGCAGAAAGCAAGCCUAACAGAGUGCACUGAGUGGCAGUGGCAGCGGUGGCACAGGCAGCCCAGGCAGUCCGGGCAGCCCAAACAGCCUCAGAAACAACCUCUACUACUCCAGCUGCUCCGCGGACUGCGAGCUGUAGCGGUAGAGCCCGCUACAGCAAUCGCAGUCUCCGUGGAGCGGGCGGAAGCCUUUUCUCUCUUUCGUUUACCUCUUCAUUCUACUCAAAAGGCGUCGUUCACUGGGAAAAUCCUUUUGUGAAUAAGGAUUCCACAGAUCACAUGCCAGAGAGGUCUUGCCUCAACUGCUCUCAACUUUGUAAUCUUGUGAAGAAGCUGACAAGCUUGGCUGAUUGCAGAGCACUAUGGCGACUAUACGAAAGUGGGUUUUAAUUCAGAUAUUUCAAGUUUUCUGUGGGUUGAUACAGAGAACCAUCACAAUCGUGCCUGGUAUGGACUUGUUGUCCGGGACGUAUAUAUUUGCGGUCCUGUUAGCAUGCGUCGUGUUUCAGUCUGGCGCCCAGGAGAAAAAUUACACCGUCCGAGAAGAAAUGCCAGAAAACGUCCUGAUAGGCGACUUGUUGAAAGACCUCAAUUUGUCGCUAAUUCCCGACAAGUCCUUAACGUCUCCAAUGCAGUUCAAGCUCGUGUACAAGACAGGGGAUGUGCCACUGAUUCGUAUUGAAGAGGGUACUGGUGAGAUCUUCACUACUGGCGCUCGCAUUGAUCGUGAGAAAUUAUGUGCUGGUAUCAUGAUGGAUGCCCAUUGCUUUUACGAAGUGGAGGUUGCUGUUUUGCCGGAUGAAAUAUUUAGACUGGUUAAGAUACGUUUUCUGAUAGAAGACAUAAAUGAUAAUGCACCGUUAUUCCCAGCGACGGUUAUCAACAUCUCAAUUCCAGAGAAUUCGGCUAUAAACUCUCGGUAUGCUCUCCCAGCGGCCAUUGAUCCUGACAUAGGAAUAAACGGAGUUCAAAAUUACCAACUAAUUAAGGGUCAAAAUAUUUUUGGGCUUGAUGUCAUAGAGACACCAGAAGGAGACAAGAUGCCACAACUGAUUGUUCAAAAGGAGUUAGAUAGGGAAGAGAAGGAUACCUAUGUAAUGAAAGUAAAGGUUGAAGAUGGUGGCUUUCCUCAACGAUCCAGUACUGCUAUUUUGCAAGUAAGUGUUGCUGAUACAAAUGACAACCGCCCUGUGUUUAAGGAGAAGGAAAUUGAAGUUAGUAUACCAGAAAAUGCUCCUGUAGGAACUUCAGUGACACAACUCCAUGCUACAGAUGCUGACAUAGGUGAAAAUGCCAAGAUUCACUUCUAUUUCAGCAAUCUAGUCUCCAAUAUUGCCAAGAGAUUAUUUCACCUUAACACCACCACUGGACUCAUCACAGUCAAAGAACCCCUGGAUAGAGAAGAAUCACCAAGUCAUAAGUUACUGGUUUUGGCAAGUGAUGGUGGAUCAGUGCCAGCAAGAGCAAUGGUCCUGGUAAAUGUUACAGAUAUCAAUGAUAAUGUCCCAUCAAUUGAUAUAAGAUAUAUUAUCAAUCCAACCAAUGGCACUGUGGUUCUUUCAGAAAAUGCUCCACUUAACACCAAAGUUGCUCUCAUUACUGUAAUGGAUAAGGAUGCCGACCAUAAUGGUAGAGUGACAUGCUUCACAGAUCAUGAAGUUCCUUUCAGAUUAAGGCCAGUAUUCAGUAAUCAGUUCCUCCUGGAAACUGCUGCAUAUCUUGACUAUGAGUCCACAAGAGAAUAUGCCAUUAAAUUACUGGCCGCAGAUGCUGGCAAACCUCCUUUGAAUCAGUCAUCAAUGCUUCUCGUCAAAGUGAAAGAUGAAAAUGACAAUGCUCCAGUUUUCACCCAGCCCUUCAUAAGUCUUUCUGUUCCUGAGAAUAACUCCCCUGGCACACAGCUGACCAAAAUAAGUGCAACAGAUGCAGACAGUGGACGUAAUGCUGAAAUCAGUUACCUUCUAGGUACUGAUGCCCCAUCUGAAUUCAACCUGGAUCAUCGAACAGGCAUUCUGACUGCAGUGAAAAAAUUAGAUAGAGAAAAACAGGAAAAAUAUUAUUUCACUGUUCUGGCAAAAGAUAAUGGGAUGCCACCAUUAAUGACUAAUGCCACAGUCUUAGUAACCGUCCUUGAUCAGAAUGAUAACAGCCCAAUUUUCACUCACAAUGAGUACAACUUCUAUGUCCCAGAAAACCUUCCAAGACAUGGCACAGUAGGACUAAUCACCGUAACUGAUCCUGAUUAUGGAGAGAAUUCUGCAGUCACUCUCUCCAUUUUAGAUGUGAAUGAUGACUUCACCAUUGACCCACAGACUGGUGUCAUUAGGCCAAAUAUUUCAUUUGAUCGAGAAAAACAAGAAUCUUACACUUUUUAUGUAAAGGCAGAGGAUGGUGGUAGGGUAUCACGCUCUUCAACUGCAAAAGUAACCAUAAAUGUAGUUGAUGUCAAUGACAACAAACCAGUGUUUGUUGUCCCUCCUUCCAACUAUUCUUAUGAACUGGUUCUCCCAUCCACUAAUCCAGGCACAGUGGUCUUUAAGGUAGUUGCCAUUGACAAUGACACUGGAAUGAAUGCAGAGCUUCACUACAGCAUUGUAGGGGGAAACACAAAGGGACUGUUUGUAAUUGACCAAACAACUGGCAACAUCACACUGAAGGAGAAAUGUGUGGUUGCAGAUCUUGGUUUACACAGAUUGGUAGUUAAAGCUAAAGACUUAGGACAACCUGAUUCUCUCUUCAAUGUUGUAAUUGUCAAUCUGUUUGUGAAUGAGACAGUGACCAACGCUACACUCAUUCAUGAAUUGGUGCGCAAAAGCAUUGAAGCACCAGCGACCCAAAAUAUUGAGACAGCUGAUACAUCCUCACCAACCAGUGACUAUGUCAAGAUCAUGGUUGCCAUUGUUGCUGGCACUAUAACUGUUAUACUAGUGAUUUUCAUCACUGCUGUAGUAAGAUGUCGCCAACCACCACACCUUAAGGCUGCUCAGAAAAACAAGCAGAAUUCUGAAUGGGUUACUCCAAACCCAGAAAACAGGCAGAUGAUAAUGAUGAAGAAAAAGAAGAAGAAGAAGAAGAAGAAGCAUGCCCCUAAGAACUUGCUGCUUAACUUUGUCACUAUUGAAGAAACAAAGGCAGAUGAUGCUGACAAUGAUGGAAACAGUGUUACACUAGACCUUCCCAUUGAACUGGAAGAGCAAACCAUGGGCAAAUACAACUGGGGCACUACGCCUACCACCUUCAAGCCUGACAGCCCUGAUUUGGCCCGACACUACAAAUCUGCGUCUCCACAGCCAGCCUUCCAGAUUCAGCCUGAAACGCCCCUGAAUUCAAAGCACCACAUCAUCCAGGAACUGCCUCUUGAUAACACUUUCGUGGCCUGUGAUUCCAUCUCCAAGUGUUCCUCCAGCAGUUCUGAUCCCUAUAGUGUUUCUGAGUGCAGCUAUCCAGUGACAACCUUCAAGACUCCUGUGUCUGUACACACCAGACCGCCAAUGAAGGAGGUUGUAAGAUCUCGCACCCCCAUGAAAGAGCCAACAACUGUUGAAAUCUGGACUCAUCCUCAACCACAGCGGAAAUCCGAGGGGAAAAAGGCAGGAAAGUCCCAGCGACGUGUCACAUUUCACCUACCAGAAGGCUCUCAGGAAAGCAACAGUGAUGGUGGACUGGGAGAUCAUGAUGCAGGCAGCCUUCCCAGCACAUCCCAUGCUCUGCCCCUUGGCUAUCCUCAGGAGGAGUACUUUGAUCAUGCUGCACCCAACAACCGUACUGAAGGAGAUGGCAACUCUGAUCCUGAAUCUACUUUCAUUCCUGGAUUAAAGAAAGCUGCAGAAAUAACUGUGCAACCAACUGUGGAAGAGGCUUCUGACAACUGCACUCAAGAAUGUCUCAUCUUGGGCCAUUCUGAUGCCUGCUGGAUGCCAGCUUCUCUGACCCAUUCCAGCCCUUCACAGGCACAGACCUCUGCUCUAUGCCACAGCCCACCCCUGACACAGGCAUCUGCUCACCACCUCAGCCCUCCAGUGACACAGACCAUUGCUCUCUGCCACAGUCCUCCAGUGACCCAAGCUAUCGCUUUGUGCCACAGUCCUCCAACAGUACAGGCCUCUGCUCUCCACCACAGUCCUCCUCUAGCACAGGCCACUGGACUUCACCACAGCCCACCCCCCACACAGGCCUCAGCCCUCCGUUACAGCCCUCCCUUGGCUCAGGCUACUGCAAUUCGCCGCAGCCCGCCUCUGCCACAGGCUGCCUCUCUCCACCGCAGCCAAGUCCAGCCACCAAUGGGUUUGCAGCAAGGUUGGGUGCAAGGUGCUGGAGCUGAUGGACUGCAUUCUCUUGAUCAGGGAGUGCAAGGUAGUGCUAGAUCUCAGUUUUACACUAUGUCUGAAAGACUUCAUCCCAAUGAUGAUUCAAUUAAAGUCAUUCCCUUGACAACCUUCACACCAGGCCAACAGGCCAGACCCUCUAGGGGUGAUUCCCCCAUUAUGGAAGAACAUCCCUUGUAAAGUUAAAAUAGCUAUUUCACAUUUUCAGACAGAUGUAUAUAUUCAAAGUUGAAGAUCCAAUUUCAAGGAAUAUUCCAAAUUGCUAGGUUUGUAAAUAGCUCUGUAAAUAGAAACAGAUACCAGAAAAAGACUAGAGCUAGACCCUUAGUCAAAAGUUAAAAAAUAUAUUUAAAAUUUUUAAUUGAGAAUGUGUUUUAAAAUGAAACAAAAUUUAAAAAUUCACAUCCCUUUGUACAGCAAGGCUUAUCAUGACAAAAAUUAAUAUGUAGUGUAUACUAUUUCUGAUGUACUGUUUUUUUUUUCAUUUUUUACCAUGUGCAAUAUUACUGAUUUCUUCCUUUCUGAUUUUCAUGGACUCAGUAAGUAGCAAAUGGAAAACUAGAAAAUAUCUUAUUUUCCAAGUUUAUCUUUAGUUUAUCUAAACAUUGGUUCAGAUAACAUUAAAAGGUAUAAGUACUAUAGAAUUUUUGUUUGCAUUUUAAUUUGAUUUUUGUUAAUUUUUUGUCUCUAAUAUUUUGUUAUUAGUGUUUCUAUCUUCAAAAAUCUACACUAGGUAGUGUAAAUAGCUCUUACAGUUUUGUCUGUCACUGUUUUUCUUAUGUUUUCUACCUUUAUUUCAAGAAUAUAUUGAUAUAAUUUGUACACACAUUUUCCAAACAGAACUUAUAAUCUGUACAGAUCUAUAAACCUAUUUCUCUACUCUUUAGUAGAGUUCGAGACAUUAAAGUGCAAUAAUAUGCCCAUAUUAGGCAACUAUUUGCCAAAAAGGGCUUAUUUUUUUUUUAAAAAGAGAAAAUGUGUAUCUUUGUAGGUAGUGUAAUGUACAUCAGAAAUAAUAUCAUAUCUGCCAUUUUAAGCCUAUAUUCCAUCAUUAAUUGGAAUUUGUAUAUAAAAAUCAUAAGGAAGGUAGAUGCAUUCAAUGCAUGGUUGAUUUACAGCUGUUGUUGUAAACUACUCUUUGGUAGAAACAAUCAGAAAGAUUUAAAUGAUGAUCUGACAGCUCAAUAGGCUGUUCCAAAAGAUGUACAGUACAAAAGACAAACAAAGGAAACUGUAGAUAAAACCCUCUACUAAACAUAUAAGACUAAGGGAUUUUUGUCAUUCUAGCUCAAUUUACUGAAGAAAACCACUGAUUAACAAGAUGAAAGUCAGAAAGGAACUUUUCAAUAUACGUAAUUAUAAAUCUACAUUGAUAGUAUUACAUUAGAGAAUUUCCAGCAGAUGUGCAGAGGGAGAAAUAAAGUUCAUGACUGCUACUUGGGGUAAAUAAGAAAUACUCCAAUAACACACACACACACACACAAAAAAAAAAUCCAACAAAAUCUCAUAUGAAACAGAAUAUGUCCUUCUAAGCAAAGAAUACAGUAGUAUUCAUAGGAAACAGUAGUUUUCUUCUGUUGUCUAUUCUUUAUUUUUCUGUGUUUUACCUGCUCAGCUGAUCAUUAUCUUCUAUGUGCACAUUUCAUAAAUUAACAGAAACAUCACCAAGUUAACUUUCCUCCAUAACAAAAGCAAGAAAAUGUCUUGUUUCAGUAUCACACUAAACCAAGAGAUCAUUAAUCUUUUAUGGGGGGGAGGGUCAAUAUUUCUUGUUGAUUAAAUUAGAUGUAGACUUUGUAAUGUGUAACUUGAAGAUAUGUAAUUUAUGAUUAAACAGUGUGUAAAUGUUGUAAUAUAAACUGUGGUAAAUGUAUAAUUUCAUUGGUGAAGGAUUCUACUGGAUGUUGAGAAAGCUUCUCUUCAUGUGCCCAGCAGGUUAAGUAGCGUUUUGAGAAUAUAUAUUGUUCCCAUUGUGAAACAGUUUAAAUUGUAUUUGAGUUGGUGUAUAGAAUAACCUCUUAACUUUUAACUAAUAGAGUUUAAUUAGUGAAUUUUCAAAUUAAUUAGAACUAUUUUUUCCUCCUUUGUGUGUGUUAGUGUUCCAAGUGAUUUGGAGCAUAUUGGUUUUCCAGGUGCACAUGAAUAUUUGAAAGUUUAUUGAAAUAUGAUUAAGUGUAUGUGUUGAUAUUGUUGUUGCUAUUGCUAUUGUUGAUGAAGAAUCUAAACCUGGGGAAGAUAAAGAAACCCAGAAUGACAAAAUCAGUGCUUCCAGUAGAUUUUAGAACAUUUUUUUUUUCUUUCAAAAAUUGCAGAUUGUGUGAGAAUUUUUUUUCUUGUAUUUCAAAUACUUCCACAUUUUCCUCUCUAUUUACUUUAGUUGUGAUCUAUACAUGCUCAAAUUUUAAAGUAGAUAAAAAGAGAAGCUGAAAAAUUAUUAAAAUUUUAUUGUUAAUCCUAAUGAUUACUCUCUUGUUAAUGAAAAACAGAAAUCAAAGUUGUAUAACUUGGGAAAUUUUUCUGAUAGUGCAAAGUAUGGAUUUACUAGGAAGGCUCUUAAAAGCUCAUGUCUAAAAAGGUGUAAAGUUUUGAUACCUUUCCUAGAAAUAUAGGAAUGAACAAAUAUGCUUUUAUUACCCUUUCUAACUCUGAUUUUGUAAUCAGACUUAGAUUGUGUUUAGAAUAUUAAACAACUGGGCACCCUCUUCUGGGUUUGUACCAGAGAGGAAUUGAAUGGAAGCAGGCUGGAAAUAGCCAAAGAGGCAAGGGGUGUGAGCCCAGUUAUUCUCCCCUAUGCAUUCUCUUUCUAAGCUUCCACUAAGUCUGGCCUUGGAGAACUGUAACUUCUGGGGCUUCAGAUUUGAUGAGAUCUUUCUCAUCACCUUACAAUUUUUUUCUUUGGAUGGAUAGAGCUGUAAGUUGACAAAGCUCACAGGUGGCUCUUCUGAUAUGCAAAAUAUCUAGUUAUAAAACUGCAAAAUGUCUUAGUUUACUAUCAAUCAAGAAAUGUUUCCCUCAGAAAAAGGAAGAUCCAAUUUGGUUUAAAAUUAGAAUUUCAAUUUGAAUGAUUUGAUACUGUAAUAAAUGUUCAGCCAUAUUGGUUAUUCUGUUUUGUGGCCAUAUUCACCUACAUUUUGAUCAUUAAUUUUCUAGUUAUAGCAUUAAUAUACCACAUUUGUAAGUAUGCUGUCACUGUAUCUCAUAUGCUAAAUAUAGACACAUUAAUUUCUUGAACAAGUUCUACUAAUAUUGUGUCAGUGUAUUAAAACUAGCUUUUACAUAUAAUACCAACCAUGUAAUAAACUUAGAGAGUACAUUUUGCAUAGUCUCAUUUUAUAAUUUAACAUUUUACUUUUAAUUAUGUAAAUUUGAUUAGAAAAAUUAUUAUAAAAUGAUUAGUGCUAUUGUGUAAUGGUGACAGUUAUGAAGAACAUCUGCCUUCCCAAACUCAUAUUUGUCACACACUUUCAUUAAAAUGGGGAAAAUGGACUAAAAAGAAAUUGCAGAUUGGGCAGUCCUUAAAAUGUAAUCACAUCGCACUCAAAAACACCUUUUCAGUCUUGGGUAAAUUUAGAAAUUCAGUGGGUUUUACUCACAAACAUUUUAACAUUAUUUUUUUUUUGUCUGUAUUAAGGCUGAAAUGUGCAUAUAUUUCCUAAAUACACUUGUAAAAAUCUACAAGUUUAGGUUUUUAUUUAUUUAUUCUCUUCAUUUUGUUUUCCACUGUGAUUAUAAUUUCUUGUUUUUCAUCUUUCAUAUUUUUUGCCAACCAAAUUUAUAGCUAUGUUAAGGUAAAUUUUUCUCACAAUUACUAGAUAUAAUUUUGGCUAUUUUCAACUAGCUCAAUUUGCCUAGAAAACAUGGAAGCAAGAGAAAAUGAGCUAUAUUUAGAUACGAACCAUUUAUAUUAUGUGCCAAUUGCCACACUGGAGAAAUUUCAUGCAGAGGCCUUAAAGUAUUCAUUCACACUAGAUUUCUUAUACUAACCAUCCUUCUGCUUUUCAUAGAUAUGAUUUUUAAAAUCAGUGAAAGUUGACAACAGCAGGAGUAGAAAUGAAAAGGCUGCUCAAAAAAAAUGUGUGUGCACAAAUGAAAAAAAUGAAGGCAAUUGUGUAGUGAUUAUAUGUGAUGCUUUUAGGAAUAAAAUGUGUAAAAUUUAUGCUGUCCCUACUUAAAAUAUUUGGAAUUUUAUGAAAUAUGUAUUUAUGUUUGUGUUUUUGGAAGAUUCCUCCUCUAUGACAUCAUACAGUAUCUGAAAGUGAACAGUAUCUCAAGGCAGCUCUAAACAUGCUUUGGACGUGAGAUGGUUGGAUAUUCUAUGGCCCAGGAUGGCAGUAUGUAGUCCAGCGGCAAAUGUGUAUUAAUGUUCUAUUUCAGGUUCUGUAUUGCAUGUUUUCUUAUUCAUUAAUAUAGAUAAUAAUAAAAUAAUUAU
Molecule: messenger RNA, 8807 nt
Organism: Marmota monax (woodchuck)
Lineage: Eukaryota; Metazoa; Chordata; Mammalia; Rodentia; Sciuridae
Gene: Pcdh11x
Product: protocadherin 11 X-linked
Exons: 10
Coding region: 416-4558 (1380 amino acids)
Biological process (GO): homophilic cell-cell adhesion
Cellular component (GO): plasma membrane
Molecular function (GO): calcium ion binding
Source: RefSeq, a predicted model, not a curated record